This is a messenger RNA of Penicillium odoratum, 771 nucleotides long. RefSeq lists its product as uncharacterized. Lineage: Eukaryota; Fungi; Ascomycota; Eurotiomycetes; Eurotiales; Aspergillaceae. Bases 1 to 771 code for a protein of 256 amino acids. The record is from RefSeq and is a predicted model, not a curated record. The transcript is spliced from 3 exons.
AUGUCGUAUCGGAUGGGUUAUCCGAAAUUCACCGCAUCUUCCUACGUCCGCCAGGGUGAUUCUAAGAUUAUCCAUGCGCUGUUGGGACCAACCACGCUUAAAUCCUCUUUGAAUGAGCUGAAUGUGACUAUCGCUUGUACCACUGCAUAUCCAUUCUCCGGAAAGCUCACCCACACCAUCACCGCAGCCACGUCCUUCGAAUUCGCAGUCAGUAUUCCGUCAUGGGCGACUGCUAAUUCUAGCUAUCGUAUCAACAAUGGCAAAGCUGUUCAUUUGUCUCCCGAAUUGGAGCAUCUUCAGAUGUCUCAAAUCUACAAGGGAGAAACUCAAGUUCUGGUUGAUUUGGACAUGGCAAUUCAUGUCGGUGAUGCUCGCAAUGGCUCCGUAGCUAUAUACUACGUCCCAUUGCUCUGCGCGUUGGACAUCGAUCUGACUACUUUAUCGAGUGAUCAAAUUACAACUCAGACUCAUAAUUGGGUCCUAGAUUCGUCUUCCGAGUGGCGCUACGGGAUCUACCCAACCUCUUUGACCGUUGAGGAGCUGUACGACCCCGAUCAGACACUGUUAAAUCCUAUUUGGACGUGUGAAAACACCCCCGUUGCGCUCUGGGUGAUUUUCUGGCAAAUUGAUUAUACAGAUACACUGGGCACGGCCGCUUUGCCUCCUGUCAAGCCGCGUGUGACAGGCGAGCCAAUCCAGGUCCUAUUGAUCCCGUACGGCUCUGAAAACUUGCAGAUUGCUGAAAUUCCUGUUGUAUCGACUGUGGACUAA